Saccostrea cuccullata (small rock oyster) is the source of this 968-nucleotide messenger RNA. Its product is annotated as A disintegrin and metalloproteinase with thrombospondin motifs 6-like. The transcript is spliced from 8 exons. The annotation marks the transcript as partial. NCBI's taxonomy places the organism in Eukaryota, Metazoa, Mollusca, Bivalvia, Ostreida, Ostreidae. The record is from RefSeq and is a predicted model, not a curated record. Gene Ontology annotation, molecular function: metalloendopeptidase activity. Gene Ontology annotation, biological process: proteolysis; extracellular matrix organization. Gene Ontology annotation, cellular component: extracellular matrix.
AUGGAUACAAAGCUUAACUGCCAUUACGUGGGCUACAGUAGUGAACCACACGUCUCUACAGCAGCCAUGAGCAACUGCUUUGGUUUGCAUGGUAUUUUUCAAACAGAAGAUGAGGAUUAUUUUGUUGAACCCCUCUGGAAUGAUACAACCAGUGAGAGUGGCAAAGGACAUCCACAUGUGGUCUACAAGCGCUCUUCAAUACAGUUUCCUAAAGAUAACGUCCAUUGUGGUGUCACAGAUAUACUUAAAAACAAACCUGGACAGAGGGAUAACAUAGCUCCUGGUGAUCCUAGGUUAAUAAAUUCCUGGAAUAAAUUGAAAUUUAGGGAUCGUGUUAAAAGGUCAGCGGUCAGCAGGGAGAAAAAUGUGGAAACUUUAGUGGUGGCCGAUCACAAAAUGGUGGAAUAUCACGGGAAGAAAGUCAUACAGUCUUAUGUCCUGUCUAUUAUGAAUAUUGUGGCCAAAUUAUAUCAUGAUGCCAGCAUUGGAAAUGCAGUCAAUAUUGUUGUGAGUCGACUGAUAGUGUUUGAAAAACCUCAGAAAAACUUGACAUUGAAUCAUGAUGCUGACCAUUCUCUGGACAAGUUUUGUAAAUGGCAGCACCUUUUAAAUCUCUCCUCUCUAGAUAAUGGUGCAAUGCAUCAUGAUAAUGCUAUCCUACUGACAGGGUUUGACAUUUGUUCAUAUAAGAAUGAACCUUGUGGUACUUUAGGCUUGGCCCCUGUGAAUGGUAUGUGUGGAGGAGACAGAAGCUGUAGCAUUAAUGAGGAUAUUGGUCUAGCCUCAGCAUUUACCAUCGCCCAUGAAAUUGGACACAACUUUGGAAUGCAGCAUGAUGGAUCUGGGAACCUGUGUGGAGUACCAGGAUCUAACCUGACGGCAGGACUAAUGGCAGCCCAGCUGUCUAAGGAGACCAGGCCAUUUAACUGGUCCUCGUGUAGCCGUGACGCUAUAACAGAGUUUAUAGA